UUGUAUUAUGACUAUAGGGUUCAUCUAUCAACUGACCAGGGAAAAUUCUAAAGAAGAUUGUGAAAAUAUUGAAUUAAGUGAAAAUGUUCAAUCAGAUAUUGAAUUUACUGAUGGUUAUCCAAAGGAUACUGGCAGUGAAGUGUACAGUAAUGCCACAGUAACAAGCAUUAUGGAUAAUAUUAGUUGUAUUGCUACAAGUGUUAGUCCUACUACAACUAUUAUGACUGCUAGACCUACAUUUGCUACUAAUACUGCUACUACUACUACCCCUCCUCCUACUGCUGCUACUACUACAACUACUACUAAUGAUGAUGUUGAUUGUAGCAUUCUCAAUGGAAAUGAUAAUUUACAAAAGCCUGAAAUACAGUAUGAGACCAUACAAUUAGGGUUACAUGAAGAAGGAGAACCAACAUUCACAACCAUAAAAUCAAAUGGUAAGAUGUUACCAUGAAUCAAUUUUUUUAAGAGAUCAAAACAAAAUAUUUUUCCCCAAUAAAUGGU
Messenger RNA from Macrobrachium nipponense, 501 nucleotides. RefSeq lists its product as uncharacterized. Lineage: Eukaryota; Metazoa; Arthropoda; Malacostraca; Decapoda; Palaemonidae. The record is from RefSeq and is a predicted model, not a curated record. The transcript has 2 exons. Bases 8 to 451 code for a protein of 147 amino acids.